AGUUUUUAAAAAGGAAUCUCACUUAUUUUAUAGUUAGUUUUCUAUUUGAUUUUUAUUAAAUAAUUUCUUGUAGUUGUAGGAUUUUAUAAUUCGUUUUUAUUUAAUUAUUUUUUUUUAAAAAUAAAUAUUUUCUCUUAUAAUAUCUUUCUUUAGUAUCUUUAAAAUGAAAAUUAUAUAAAAAAAUUUAAAAAGAAAUAAAAUACUUUCAAAUAGCUUUUCACAAUUAUUCUAUGUUUAUAGAACUUUCAAAAAUUAAAUUUACUAUCAAAUAUUUUUGAAAGAUUAUAAAAAGAGCCAUACAAAUAUAAGUGUAAAAGGCUAUGUGAUAGUAAUUUUUCUUUUCUUAACUCCUAAAAAGAAUAAUAAACUAUAUUUUGUAAUAAUUAUUCUUUUAUAGCGUCCAAAAAAUGUAAUAAUAAUUUUCUUUUUCUAAAUUUUUUAAAUCCUAAUAAAAGAGAAUUGUAACAUAUUUUUGACACAUGUCACAAUCUUAAUAAAUUAAUUGACACUUGUCGCAAUCAUAUUAGUUAGCAACUUUGAAAAACCAAGCCUUAUAUAAUAAGAUAGAAGUAUACAUUAAAGCAAAUCCAUAUGUAUAAUAGUGUUUAUCUAUUUUAGAGGCAAAUAUAUAAGAGAAAAUAGUAGUGGGUUGGAGAUGAUUUAAUUGAUUAGAAAACAAUGUCAAAAACUCAUAUAGACAAUGUUUUAAAUAUGAAUAGACAUUAUUUGCAAAAUGAUUUGCAUGUCAUCACCACAUUCAUUCUUAAUAAGAAAAAUAACAUGAUUUUUUUGAGAAUUAUAACAUGGCAUUAAUCUAAUUAUGACUUGUACAAUUUUCCAAAUCAAACUUUAUAUUUUUGACAAUGUUUUUAAUAUGGUAAUGAUUUAUAACUCUAAUAUCAUUAUUAAUGUAAACUUUUUGUAAAUAUAUUUUUAGCAAAAAAAUUGAAAUAUAUUAAUGACUGAUAACUCAUAUAUCACCAUUAAAUUAUUACAAUUUUGUUUAAAUGUAUCUGUUAAUAAUUUAGAUAUUAAUUUUUACCAGUUUAACGUAUAUUAACUAUUUUAACCAAAAAGCUAAUUUUUUUAGAAUUUAUAUAUUUAAAUAAAGUAUAUUUAAAACUAAAUAAUAAGAGAAAUAUUUAUAAUAAAUAUUCAUUAAAUAUAACAAAUAUAAAAAUAAUUUUAACUUUACUAAAAUUUAAAUAAAAUCAAACUAAAAUAGUUAAACCUAAUGAAAAACAAGAAUACAAAAAUAAAUUUAAGAUUUUUUUCUAAACCAGUGAAGUUAAAAUAUAUAAAAAUAAUAUUAGAAUGUAAAAUAAUUUUAAAAUAAAGUAAAAUAAUAGUAUAUUUAAAAUUAUUAUAUUUGCACAUGAUGGAGAAAAACCCUUAGGUGAGAUAACACACUAGUAUAAGAAAAAAGAAUGUUGCCGUCAGACCUAAUUAAUAAAAUAGAAUAUCGUUAUUCGUUACUAUUUCCUAGCUGUUAAUGCUAACUCGUUUACUAUCUGGAUUUGUGUCAAAUUGUAUAAAACGGUAUGGUAGUUGAGAGGGUCCGAAUGGUAACCGCGGUUUUGCUAAUAAAAACGGUACGAAAUUGAAGUGUGGUACGGUCUAACUGCGGUUUGGUUUGCGGGAUAAAUGCGGUUUUGAUAAAAUUAACGGUGCGGAUUUGUGUUUGAUUGGUGAAAAUAUAAUUUGCGGAAUUGAAAAUUUUACUGUGCAUAAUAUAGCACAUUUGUGGUUUUCAAAAAAGAAUUAUUUACUGUGCAUAAUGGUUCAAAGUUAUUUAUUAUUUACUGUGUAUAAGGGUUAUUUUUAUAUGUGCUAGUAGUUAAGAUUUUAUUCUAAUACAACAAAUCAACAGAAUGUAUAUUAAUGUAUUUCAAAUAUUUUAUGAAUAUAUAAAAAAUACAAUAGGAGAGAAGUGCGUUUUUUAUUCAAAUACGCUGGUUUGUUACGGCGGGUGCGUUUUUCAUAAAAUGUACGUUAUCCAAUAAACAAUUUUAUCAUUUGCGGUUUUACUCUUUUUCUCUUUCUAAUACCGCACUUUUACAAAAUGAUUUAUGAAUGGUGAUCAAAAGGCGUUUUUGAGAAUACCAUUCACGCACUAAGUUUUGUAGAAAUUACAUAUUCAGUAUUCCCAUACAGGGUAGUAUAUUGCUACGUGUAUAUUUAUGAAACGGUGAAAGAAAAAUAAGAACGGUAAAAAAUAUUAAAAUAGUAUGGCUUAAAGGCCAUUAAGGCCAUAAGAAAUCGUCGACGUCUUUUUUACUCAUUCGAGUCAAUUAUUAAAAUUUUAACGAACGAGAGAGUGGAAAUAUUUUUUAUAAACGUAUUUUAUCUAUUUAUUUAAGAAGAAGAAGAAGAACAUGUCCAUCCUUUAUAUCAAUGACCUUAGAGAAAAAAACACCAUUGCUCCCACUUAGAGAGAGAGAGAAAGAAAGAAAGAGAGUUCUUCACAGGCUCAUAGCAACUAGAGAAAGGAUCCAAAGGGAUCGCAUUGAUCCUAAUUAAGCUGAAUUUAUUCCCAAAUAAUUGUUAUAUUUUUCUCAAUCUAAAGAAAAAGUCCCAAAAAUCUGCUUCGUUUUCAGGAUCAUGCGAUCUAUUUGGAUUCAUCCUUUGGUUGCUUCCAUUUUGGUCAACGUGUUUCACUGCCAUGGUAAGUGGGUCGAUCCAUGUCAUUGAUACAAGUGAGGCUAAGAACCGUAAAGUCGUUGCAAUGAAACAGUUCGAUCUCGAAGUCCCUGAGACCGCUCACAAGAUUAGCAGCGAUUCAUGGUUUCAGGUAUCAUUCGUUUUGACAACGAGUAUAAACAGCGCCUAUGUGUUGGGAUAUUCCGGGACAGUCAUGGUUCCUUUGGGUUGGAUUGGUGGUGUGGUUGGUCUCCUUCUCGCUACAGCAAUCUCCCUUUACGCAAACUCUCUUAUCGCCAACCUUCAUGAGUUUGGUGGUAAAAGACACAUUCGUUACAGAGAUCUCGCUGGCUUCAUAUACGGUAAAAAGAUGUACCGUGUUACAUGGGGAUUGCAAUAUGUAAAUCUUUUCAUGAUUAACUGCGGCUUCAUCAUACUUGCUGGUUCAGCCUUAAAGGCUGUCUAUGUACUUUUCAGAGAUGACAGUGUAAUGAAACUACCUCACUUUAUCGCCAUUGCUGGUGUUGUCUGCGCGAUUUUCGCAGUCGGUAUACCUUAUUUAUCUGCUCUUGGAAUCUGGCUAGGAGUAUCAACAAUCCUCAGCAUGAUCUACAUUGUUGUUGCAAUAGUCCUAUCAGUUAAAGAUGGAGUAAACAAACCUUCAAGAGACUAUACCAUACAAGGAUCAUCAGUAGACAAGAUCUUUACCAUAACCGGAGCAGCAGCAAGUCUAGUUUUCGCAUUCAACACGGGAAUGCUGCCUGAAAUACAAGCCACAGUGAAGCAACCAGUGGUUAAAAACAUGAUGAAGGCUCUGUAUCUUCAAUUCACUGCUGGUGCAUUACCUUUGUAUGCCGUUACGUUCAUUGGUUAUUGGGCUUACGGGUCCUCCACCUCGACUUAUCUGAUGGACAGUGUCAGUGGACCUCUCUGGGUCAAAGCUCUCGCUAACAUCUCAGCUUUUCUUCAGUCCGUUAUCUCUUUGCACAUAUUUGCAAGUCCGACUUAUGAGUUUAUGGAUACAAAGUAUGGAACCAAAGGAGGAAGUCCAUUAGCAUUGAAGAAUAUCUUGUUUAGAACAGCAACAAGAGGAAGCUACAUUGCUGUGAGCACUCUUCUCUCUGCGCUUUUGCCGUUUCUUGGAGAUUUCAUGAGCCUCACGGGAGCGAUAAGCACGUUCCCUCUGACGUUUAUACUAGCAAAUCACAUGUAUCUUGUAGCUAUGGACAGUGAGCUUAGUUCCGUUCAAAAGCUAUGGCAUUGGCUUAAUGUUUGUUUCUUUGGGUUAAUGUCUCUUGCGUCUGCUAUUGCUGCUGUUAGACUCAUAUCUGUUGACUCCAAGAACUUUCAUGUUUUUGCUGAUGUUUGAAUGUCUUGUAUCAUUUGUUUAAUGUUGUAAUCUUUUGUAACAAAAAAUAAAAUCAUAAUCCUAUUUAUUAUUACUUGUAGUCUCUCUUUACAAACGCAAUUAGACAUUUUAUA
Messenger RNA from Brassica rapa (field mustard), 4122 nucleotides. RefSeq names its product proline transporter 2. The record is from RefSeq and is a predicted model, not a curated record. Lineage: Eukaryota; Viridiplantae; Streptophyta; Magnoliopsida; Brassicales; Brassicaceae.